AUGGCGUCAAACCAGCAACAUUUGCUGCAGCAGAUCAUCUCUGCGCAGCGCCAUCUGAUUGUUGCACUCUCUUCUGUCACUUGUUUGGAAGUGGCAGGUGUCCUUGCUUCUGGUGUAGCUCUUUAUGCAUUUUCUGUGGUGUUCUAUCGAUUAUUCCUGCAUCCUUACGCAAAGUACCCCGGACCUAUAAUCGCAAAAAUCAGUGGGCUACCCGUUUUGUACCACUCAAGGAAGGGUGACUUCCACCACUAUGUUUAUAUCCUCCACAAUCGAUACGGAGAGAAGGUUCGGUACUCACCUAACAAGCUUUCAAUCAACAGAGUUGAGGCUCUUAAUGAUAUAUAUGGAUUCAACAAGAACGUGUCAAAGCCAGAAGAAUUUUACUCAGCUUUCAGAGUGAAUAAGCAUGCAAGGAAUGUGUUCAACACGGCGGAUAAGGAAGAGCAUCGACGGAAGCGCCGUAUUAUGAGCAAGGCAUUUUCUGCCAAGGCGCUUCCGAGUUAUGCUCCUUUCAUAUCAUCCAAGGUCGAUGAGAUUUCGGUCAAGCUGAACGGUGGCAGCUUCCCUGACUCGGUCGGCCACUGGAGGCAAUUCAACAUGGCUGACGAGGUCAAUUACUUGAUGCUUGAUAUCAUGGGCGGCCUUUGCUUUGGUGAGCCUUUCGGCUUCAUCGCUGGAAAGGGUAUCGAGAUGAUGGCCAACGUCCAUGCACGGGCCGUCCGUAUCUACAUGACCGGACAAGAGCCUCUGUUGAAGCGACUCUCGCUUGACAGAGUAUUCUUUCCCCAUCUGUUCAAAGCCGCACACGCUCUGGGCGAGUAUACACGAUACUACACGGAGAAACGUAUCAAGAGCCGAGACAAUCUUGAAACCGACAAGGAAGCGGUGGAACAGCGGGGCUACGAAGAUAUCCUGGCACAUUUAAUCAACAACAAGGACGAUGAGACUGGAUCUGUAUACAGUCAGAACGAGUUGCUUGGGGAAGCGACGCUACUCAUGAUGGCGGGUUCCGACACAUCGACGACUGCGAUCAAUACGGCACUUUUUUACAUCACCAAUCACCCCCGCGUCCGCAGAAAGUUGGAGGCUGAGCUACUCAAAACCUUUCCAGAGCUUGAAGAUAUUCAUCCAAACGCGGCCGAGAACUGCAAGUAUCUGCGAGCAUGUCUCGAUGAAGCAAUGCGACUCUGCCCGUCGGUUCCGUCCAGCAUUCCGCGCGUCAUCGGCGAGGGCGGUAUACAGGUCGUGGACGAAAAGCUUCCGGCGGGCCUGUGGGUUUCGGUGCCUCACUUCACCCUCUUCCGUAACGCCAAGUACUUUGACCGGCCACACGACUAUAUCCCCGAGCGGUGGAUUGCCGAAGAGGAGCCAGACUCUGGAGGAUACACGGCCGAGGAGGUCAAGAUCUCUCAGACGGCUUUUCAGCCCUUCUCCGUCGGGCCGCGCCACUGCAUCGCUCGCAACCUGGCCCUUAGGGAGAUGACCUUUGCUCUAGCGCGCAUCUACUACCUGUUUGAUGUCGAGCCGUGGGACGUUUUUACUUCAUUGGAGAAGGGGCCGGAAUUGAGAUUCAAAGCUAAAGCGGUGCGUACAGAGCCGAUAAAAGUGAAUCCAUAG
This is a messenger RNA of Pseudomassariella vexata, 1617 nucleotides long. Its product is annotated as cytochrome P450. The record is from RefSeq and is a predicted model, not a curated record. The transcript is spliced from 7 exons. Gene Ontology annotation, molecular function: heme binding; iron ion binding; monooxygenase activity. NCBI's taxonomy places the organism in Eukaryota, Fungi, Ascomycota, Sordariomycetes, Amphisphaeriales, Pseudomassariaceae. Bases 1 to 1617 code for a protein of 538 amino acids.